This is a messenger RNA of Blepharisma stoltei, 363 nucleotides long. Lineage: Eukaryota; Ciliophora; Heterotrichea; Heterotrichida; Blepharismidae. The record is from the annotation of a GenBank genome assembly.
AUGUGACAUUUCCUAGGCAAAAGACAGAUAAAAUUCUAUAGCGUCUGAACCGCUAUAGCUUGCCUUGGCGAGGGUUCUCCGCAGCAACUUGGAGCACCUAAAGGUGACAAGUCAACUCCAAGUUUACAAAAGUGUGUCCUUUUGCAAGGAUUUGCCAACUUGGAGUUGAUUUGUGUCACCUUUAGGUGGCUUGUCAGAGCUCCAAGUUGUUGCGGAGAGCCCUCGCCAAGGCAAGCUAUAGCGUUCAUAGGCUAUAUUGGUAAGCAUCCAUUUUUGUGAGGAAACCCUUACAAAAAAGGCGUUUUUACCCACUGUCAAACCAUGCAUAUCAAAUUUUUCCCGAUGAAAAAAAAAUUCGGCUAA